UCACACUCCCCACGAUUAACGUAACUGCCGUUCCCCGGACCGGCGCGCGGUCACUCGGAGUCGGCGACGGUUCGAGGCGGCAGCGAGAGGCGGGGGCAGCGCCGCAGCGUGAACCACGGGCAACGCCGCGGCGGACACGACGCACGACACACGCUAAGCAAGGGGGAGAGGCGGCGAGAGACAGCCGGCAGUGCACAGGGGAGGAGGAGGAGGAGAAGGGGAAGAAGAAGGAGGAGAGGGCGGCGCGCGGCCAUGGCGAGGAGCGGCCCCGUGCGCGGGUUCGUGGUAGCGCUGCGAGGAGCGCGGCCUCCUCCUCCGACGACGGCGUCGGCGUCGGCUGCGCGCGGGAGGUCGCGCGUCUCCACCAGCGAUGGCAGCAGCCACAGGUAUCUGAGUUCAUGCGGGAUCCUGAUGACCAAGAGCCUUGGAACAUUCAGCAGGCUGCACCCUCACCAAUCCAGCAUGCAGUACCGCUCCUUUAUGAAUCUCACCUCCCCGUUUGCCAACAAGAGGAAGGAGUACUCUGAGCGGAGAAUACUCGGGUACUCAAUGCAGGAGAUGUACGGCGUGGUGGCCAAUGUGGAAGACUACAAGACAUUUGUGCCAUGGGUGAAGAAAUCGCUCGUGGUGUUCCAGCGUUCAAGCCAUAUCAAGGCGCAGCUGGAGGUUGGCUUCCCGCCGAUGAUAGAGCGAUACACGUCCAGCGUGACGCUCGUGGAGCCCCACCUCGUCAAGGCCAUAUGCACAGAUGGACGAAUUUUUAACCACCUGGAGACGGUGUGGCGAUUCAGCCCGGGCAUCCCAGGCAUCCAGCGCAGCUGCACCCUCGACUUUUCUACCUCCUUCGAGUUCCGAUCACUGCUGCAUUCGCAGCUGGCGGGCAUGUUCUUCGACGAGGUCGUGAAGCAGAUGGUCGGCGCCUUUGAGCGACGUGUGUGCAAGCUGCACGGCGUUGAGACGCCCAUACCCCGCGAGUACAUGGUCCACGAGGUGCACCACACGUGAGGGCCCCCCUCCUCUCGCCCCCCCCUCCCCUUCCCCCUCCCCCCCGCCUCUCUCCCACCGUGCUCACUGCAACCAGACCCCAAGCAUUCUCGCAGAACAAGGUCGCACCCAACCACUCCCCGACGCCUGUGUGACGACAGCAGGGAACAGUGGCUGAGGGUACCGAGUGAGUGAGCUUGGUGUGGCGGGGGGGGGGGCGCCCUGUGUGCCGCGUGUCCGCAUCUUGAGUGCCAUGCUGGAGUGGCGGGUGGCGGGAGGAGGUGGGGUGGCACCUUUAUGAUGUAUCCUAUGUCAGACGUAAUUAAAACUCGCAUAUAUUAUUUAUGGUUUUGAAAGACUUAAUUUUCAUAUGUAUGGAAAAUGAGCACCUUGUUCGUUAGAGAAUAUAUUCUUGGUUGUUUUUUUUUAUGAAUCCUUUGGGCCGUCCUCUGACAUGAGUGUGCACGAGGAGUCAUGCCGAGUGGCUGGCCAAUCUGCAGAUGUAACCGCCCCUGGCUUGCACUUUGACCUGCAGAUGCACUCAGCACCUUUACCACUUUGUUCUAUUACAGUGUAUAAUUUCUAUGGACUGCCACCUUUGGGGAACUGAAAACAAAAAUACAGCCUUAUAAAAUAUAAUUUCAAGGUGACUGAGCCUACAUUUGCAUUUCAUUAUUUUUUUUAAGGGUCCAACGUGCACAAAUCACGAUGUUUGCAGGUCUAACAAGUGCAUCUCUUGUCGUUAAAGCAUCUCCAUGUUCAGGGAACUAUAGACGAGAGAUUUGAUGCAGCAAUAAUGUUGAAUGAGAUGUUGAAGAUAUAAAUGUGGACAUAAACCGUUUGAUGGUACUAGCUUUAUGGAAUCUGCUUCAAGGGGCAUUUGCAGAAGUAGUUGCUUCAGGACAUCAGCUUAAUGAAUACACUGUUAAUAUGUACAAGCAUAGGUGAACUGGUUCAUAUUGAGACCACAAAAACAGAUGUAAAUAGAUGGGGAAGGCCUGGGAGUACAAAAGUGAGGUGCAUGUAGAACUUGUUGAUUCACCUUAUUCAUAUUUCACAGUGCAUUGACUCCUGUUUUUUGAGGGGGUCACCUUUAAUGUUGUAGUGGGUGUGGUGUUGUGCACAAUCAAGGUGUACGCUGCAAUAUCGUGUAAAGCUGUCAUGAAAAAAGCCCCUGAGCUGCAUCUGUAAUGCCACCGUGUGUUAGAAAUGUUGGAUUUCAACAGAAAAGUAAUCUUGGCAUCAAGACUGACAUUGUCCACACCAAAAAUGGACCUGAUCAUACUCGGUUACAUAUUGUUUAUUUAGAAUUGUAAGGCCUCCAAUAUUUAUCAUUUAUGUUGCUAGCCAUGAAAAAAAAACCUUCUUAAAGUGUUACAAAAUGUUUCAUGAUAAAAUCACACAGGAAACAUCCCUGUACAAUUUAUGCUCCGUUUAGUAUCGACAUUGCAGUGGUGAAAGAGCAACUUAAGUUGGCGGUUGCAUACACACACAUUUCCCUACCCACAUUGGAAUAUAGUAGUGGGUUUCCAUAAGGAACAAGAUAUCGGCACGUGCGCAGGAGAAAUGUCGCCCGGUUUAAAAAAAGCUACCUCAAUCGUGGUGGUUGAAUGAAUGGGAGUGCUGAACGGCAGGGGGGCUUGGAUUUGGAAGCGUCAUCGUAAUGGGACCCAUGGAAAGACCGUUCUGCAACGACCGAUUGUAAGGUCCUGUUCAGAGCUGGUUUUACAGAGCGUGGCAAAACAAUCUUGCCUGAAGUUAUCAGCUGAUCAAACCAGCGAUUACCUCUCACAUAAAAUGUCUUGUAGUUUUGAGAAGCAUCUGAUAAAGGUGACAUAAUAUCCUGUUCUGAAACUUGUUCAAUCACUUCAGUUGACCUUUCGAAUGAAUGAGCAUGUAAUUAGAGGGUAGAUUCAUUGAAACAAUUGCCAACAUGUCUGUUUACCGGCCGACGAGCAUAUUCCAAACCACAUUGUUAUGCUGCUAUUGCUCGACAGCAAAGCAAUGGGUUUGCUGGCAAUCGCUCUGUAGAAAUCUGUGAACAGGCCUGGGUGCCGAGUGGUUUUUAUAAUUGCACCUUUCAUUGCUGAUGCUUGAACAUGUGUACAAUAGUGGUUUAUCAUUCUCCGCCUUACCCGUUGGAGUCUGGGAAGUAAACUGUGCCUUCUGUAAAGCAAUGCAAGCUGUGAAGAUUUGAACUGCAGUUCUAACCAGCCAUUUUGCGCUGACUUUUUUUUGUUGCAUUGAAUGUAUAAGUUAUAACCACAGGUGGUGAAUGCCAUUCUCAUAGCUGCCACCUGUUCCAAUUUUUGACAAUUCUGUUUUGUGGGUGUAUUAAUUGAAACUCAUCCUUGUUUGUUACUUGCUGUACAUCAGAGCAAAUCAAGACAAAAGUGGAUUUUAAAUACAAAAAUAUCCUGUUCUGUUAACUUCGUCAAAUGUAGUCUAACGCACCAUAAGCAUUUAGUUUUACUAUAUUUGCUUAUGUUGCUUCCCUUUGAUCGCCCACCUGAAUAUUGACUCAGUUUUUGCCCAAAUUCUGAAAGAUCUGAGAAAAUGCCUCUUUUAUUUGACUUAAAUUGCCAGCUGUUCAUUGUUGGUAUUGCUGGGUUUCCAUCUGUUUCACUGUUGGACACAGUAGGAACUUGGAAAAUAGUUUGUGGGAAUGGCAGGUGCAAGCAGAGAAAAACAUUUUCACCUGGCCUGCUCACUGAAAACAUCAAGCAAGGGAUUUCAAUUGUAAUUUUCACAAACUGUUAAGCCAAUUUAAAUAUCAAAACCUACAUUAGUUGUGCACACAAUUGUCACAGUUUUAUUUCAACUAAAAUAUAUAAACGCUAGACAACUGAAUUUCCUUCUUGAUGAGUAUAUAAACCUGUUAAGUCACGUGGCAACAAAAGGAAUAAUCGUCGUUGAUGUCCUCAUGGAAAUCUUAAUUAUAACUCUUCCACUGGCUCCUUUAAACUUUUUGAGUGCAUACGUUGCUGGAGUGGACUUACCACUGCCUUGGUCCAGAGUGCAGAGCUCUUUCAAAGAGUUAGUUAAAACUGUUGCAUUCUAUACUGUGUAUUAAUGUAUACAUGUGGUGUUUUGCAUCCCAUGAUAAACCCCGUUAAUGUAAGCUGACUGGCAAGUGCUUAAAGAACAUCAGUGCUGUGCAUGGAGCUGGCCAGAAAAUAUCCGUGCUCAUGGUAACGUAAUGUGGAUGGGGGAAUAUUGUGAUGUCCUUAAUAGAAAAGUAGCACAAUUACUGAAUGUCAUUUGGUAAGUACCAUGAAGCAUCCUUAAAAUAAACUGAAUGGAGUGGAAUGGGAGUUAUUCAGUACAAAUACAUAUUUGCAUUUAUCGUUACGUGAAAACGUCCGUGGCUUAGUUUAAGCAGAAGUUCUGCUUGGAAAGUGUUAAACAUGGGUUGACUCAACAAUAUCGUAAUAUAUUCUUUUUGGUCCCUAAUGCAGCUGACUAUGGUUGUCAGCUGUGAUCCCAUCAUUGCUUGCUUGUCUCCGUGUGGUAAAUUGGCCUGUUAUGUUCACUCCAAUUCUCUCAAUUUCUCAUGACUUCCUGCAGAGUGCUUCCAUGUUCGCCAAUCAAAUUUGUCCAGUGCCUAAUAGCAAACAGCCUUAUCAGUUGAUGUCUUGCAUUUAACUGUUGCCAGACUCGAAAACGUUUAACCAUUGUGAUAACCUUGUCAGCUGCACAUAUCUGCCACUUAUCACAUUUUCAUAGACUUUGUUAUCAGUCUGCUUGCAUUGUGCUUGCACAUGAGUAGACCUUAACAGCAAGCUCUGCACUCGGUAGGAUGAGGACAACAGAGACUGCUUUCUUGGUAUGUGCAAUCAUCGUGAACGCAAAUUAUCCAUUGUCAUCUCUCCCAAGUCGCAGAAACCAUUUGGUGCUUGGAGUUGAUUUGUCCAUUGGUUAUCUAUGCUGCAACACUGCAUGGCCAAACUGCUGACUGAUCAGAUGGCUCCUUAUUUAACAGAGCAUUCUGAGCCAUGAUUACUUAAUUGAAACCCACCCUUCAGAAUCUAACCACACAGCAUCCAAUAGCUCCAGUGUUUGAGGAGUGGAAAUGGUUGCUUGUAUGCUGUUUUCUUUCAGCACACGAUGGGUAUGUACCAUAUCAAUUGGAUGGAUAGCUAAUCACUGCAUUUUACCGAUUUUGCCUUGCACAUUAUAAAAGAGUGAAGUUUGAAGUAUUUUUCCCAUCUAAAAUACUGAUUUGCCUCCCAAGUACAAAUUUUAAACGUUAUUUAAAGUUUGCCCGGGUUGUCUUCCACAGCAUGAACUUGUGUACAGACCAUUGUAAAUCUAGCAACCAACAUCAUCGAUGGAGCAUUGCUAAUCUCCAGUGUUGGUACAGAACGUCAUAAUCACCAACUGGACAUUUGCCACAAAUUGCUAUCUGGAGCGAUUUAAUGGCAAAUUUUUAUUUUGGGAAGCUGCCCAGCUAACUUAUGAUAUAUGUAUUCAUGCUGCAAUCCAAGAAAACCCCAGCAUUGUAAAGAACUAUGCAUCGGUGAGUUGUGAGACUGAAAAGCAAAGAGGGUUUUUUUGUUAUUAUCACGUUGCCUCCACCUGUACAACAGUGCUCAAACUGACAUCAUCACUUGGGCUCUGCCUUUAUUCAGUCAAGGUGCUGCUCUGAAAUACUCGAACCGCGUGCCCGCUACAUAAAGUGCAUUAUAACGUUGGCAGCAUUUUGACAAAGACAUGUGGAGCACAAAUGUGUUUGGUGGUGUUGUGUACUCCAAGGAUACUGCAUAUAAUAAAGAAUUAAAGCUUUCGUGACUGCAUAAAUUACUCAUUGGUUUUUUCGGUAAAGUCACGUAUCUAUGUAGAAAUACCAUAAAAUUAUAUUAAAAUUAAAUAAAUUGGCCCGUUAUUUUAAUAUAAUUGUAUGGUAUUUCUACAUACGUGACUUUACUGAUAGUGCAUAUAGUUCAGUUAGCUGGACGUACAUGUUAGCACGCAUAGUCAAAAUGCAACUUUUCGGUCAACCACUAAGUGUUAACUAUCCUUUGCACCCUUAUGGAGUGUUUGGUAGAUGAUUGAUAUUCACCAUGAAUUUUACGUCUCGUGUGUUUUUCUGUAAUUUGGAUUCGCAUGCCCAGUUACCUGGGCCCUGCAGGUGCCGGUUUAUUGAGAAUGGGGAUCAAGGGAAACUGUUGUGUGCAUGCUGCCUUGUACAUUCAGAACAUAUAUUGUAACGAAAAAAAAGUGUAUUGUAUAACGGAUGUAAUAAAAUUUAAUGUUCUCAA
Messenger RNA from Petromyzon marinus (sea lamprey), 6245 nucleotides. RefSeq names its product coenzyme Q-binding protein COQ10 homolog B, mitochondrial-like. Gene Ontology annotation, biological process: cellular respiration. Gene Ontology annotation, cellular component: mitochondrion. Gene Ontology annotation, molecular function: ubiquinone binding. Lineage: Eukaryota; Metazoa; Chordata; Hyperoartia; Petromyzontiformes; Petromyzontidae. The record is from RefSeq and is a predicted model, not a curated record.